This is a messenger RNA of Populus euphratica (Euphrates poplar), 1340 nucleotides long. RefSeq names its product S-adenosylmethionine synthase 2-like. Gene Ontology annotation, molecular function: ATP binding; methionine adenosyltransferase activity. The record is from RefSeq and is a predicted model, not a curated record. Gene Ontology annotation, biological process: S-adenosylmethionine biosynthetic process. Lineage: Eukaryota; Viridiplantae; Streptophyta; Magnoliopsida; Malpighiales; Salicaceae. The coding region runs from base 1 to 780 and encodes 259 amino acids. The transcript has 2 exons.
AUGCCUGCCUUCAGCAAGAUCCAGAAAGCAAGGUUGCGUGUGAGACUUGUACCAAGACGAACAUGGCUAUGGUCUUUGGAGAGAUCACCACAAAAGCAAAAUCAAUUAACAUUGAGCAGCAGAGCCCUGAUAUUGCACAGGGUGUGCGUGGUCAUCUCACGAAGCGCCAUUAGGGUUCCAGUUCGCGUACACACUGUUCUAAUUUCCACACAUAAUGAUGAAACUGUUGCCAAUGAUGAGAUUGCUGAUAACCUCAAAGAGCAUGUUAUCAAGCCAGUCUUCCCUGAGAAGAACCUUGAUAAGAAAACCAUACUUCACCCCAAUCCACACGGUGAUGCUGCAUUUACUGGGCGUCAAAUUAUUAUCGAUACUUAUGGUGGUUGGGGUGCACAUGGUGGUGGUGCCUUCUCCGGCAAGGACCCUACCAAGGUAGACAGGAGUGGAGCCUAUAUUGUUAGGCAGGCAGCCAGGAGCAUUGUUGCAAGUGGUCUUGCUCGCCGAUGCAUUGUUUUAGUCUCUUAUGCUAUAGGUGUGCCCGAACCAUUGUCAGUUCUUGUUAAUACAUGUGGCACAGGAAAGAUCCCAGAUAAGGAAAUCCUCAGCAUCGUGAAGGACAACUUCGAUUUCAGACCCGGAAUGAUCGCCAUUACCUUGUAUCUUAAGAUGGGUGGCAAUGGCAGGUUCUUGAAGACAGCUGCUUAUGGUCACUUUGGAAGGGAUGACCCUCACUUUACAAGGGAGGUUGUGAAGCCCCUGAAAUAUCAGAAGCCCCAAGUGUAAAAUCAUGACAUGCAUGGCCUGUAAUCAAUAAUUUGCUUGUUCUAGCCACCAGCUCGAAAACCCAAGAGUCUUCCAGUAGUUUUCUUGCCUUUUCUGCUUAUUUAUUUUAUUUUGAAGGUUUUGUAUGCUUUUUCCAUACAGUAUAAGAAAUACAUGUGGAGUUUUGAGUUUUAGUUAAAAACAAGAAGACGGGAGAGAAGAGCUGCCUUGUCACCUUGAAACUUCAUGAGAUUGUAAGUAGAGAAUACGGAUGUAACACUGUAAAAGGAUGAACUGCAGAAAAAAUGAAUUUCAUGGUGGAAUAAGAUGGUUGUUCAACUUCCACACUUCACCAUGUUUUGUCUGCCUUGUUCUCUUCUCACAUAGAUUUUCAGCAAAAACUAAUGCAAUGUUCAGGUACAGCGAGAUGACCUUGCUCGAACUAUCAUCAUCUUUCUACUCAGUUGCUAAACUCUCUUGUUCGAAGCAUAGAACCAAAAAAGUACUCUCUGAAUUCAAAUGAUGAUAUAGCAGGAUUUUGAUGGGUUGAUAAUGAGUAAAUGUCUCUUUUAUUAUAAGCC